UCGUCCUCGUCGGAGGUUUCACGAGCUGAGGAAAAAUCAAUCGCAGAUCUGUUUCACCAUCUGCAUUUCCAAAUUCCAAACAACUAUGGCGAUCCCCUCAGCUAACCUUCUGAUCUCCGCCCUGACGAUCUUCAUCCUCGUCUCCGCUUCCUUCGCGACCUCGGAAACGCCGUUCCUGGUGGUCCACAAGAAAGCGACUCUCAACAGGCUCAAAUCCGGCGCCGAGCGAGUCCUCGUCUCCUUCGACAUCUACAACCAAGGAUCUGCGACGGCGUAUGAUGUGACUCUGACUGAUAAAACGUGGAUUAAGAAAACUUUUGAACUUGUUAACGGAAACAAGUCAAGAACAUGGGAGAGACUUGAUGCAGGAGGUAUCGUGUCUCAUUCUUUCGAACUUGAGGCAAAGGUUAAAGGACCUUUCUAUGGUGCUCCUGCUCUUGUUACUUUCCGCGUCCCCACAAAGGCGGUUCUACAGCAAGCUUACUCAACUCCAAUACUACCUCUAAACAUCCUCGCAGACAUACCUCCAAUGGACCCGUUGGCCCUGGCCAAGAGGGUGCUGGCGAAAUAUGGAUCGCUUGUUUCAGUGAUCUCCAUGGUGGUUUUGUUCGUGUACUUGAUAGCAACACCUUCAAAGCCCAAUGCAGCAAAAGCUGGCAGCAAGAAGAAACGCUAAGUUCGUGUAAUGAAGUUCGGAGAGGUUGUUACUUUUGUUUUGUUGUGUCUAGCAGUUUAAAACGAAUUUUCAAAACAUGUAAGAAUCUUAGAACACACUUUAAUUUUCGUGUUGCAGAGUACUUUUCUUAUUAAGUUAUUUUGUUUUGCGUAAAAAGACUUCUCUUUGAGAGUAUAGUCAUGAAGGCCUCCUUUACUUUGA
Brassica napus (rape) is the source of this 877-nucleotide messenger RNA. RefSeq names its product translocon-associated protein subunit beta-like. NCBI's taxonomy places the organism in Eukaryota, Viridiplantae, Streptophyta, Magnoliopsida, Brassicales, Brassicaceae. Gene Ontology annotation, cellular component: endoplasmic reticulum. The record is from RefSeq and is a predicted model, not a curated record. The transcript is spliced from 6 exons. Bases 86 to 676 code for a protein of 196 amino acids.